Panicum virgatum (switchgrass) is the source of this 2217-nucleotide messenger RNA. RefSeq lists its product as uncharacterized. The transcript is spliced from 4 exons. Lineage: Eukaryota; Viridiplantae; Streptophyta; Magnoliopsida; Poales; Poaceae. The coding region runs from base 118 to 2217 and encodes 699 amino acids. The record is from RefSeq and is a predicted model, not a curated record.
AGGGACCAAGCAGAAAGGGGGCGGCACACUGACCUAGAGGAGGAGGGUGGCCAGGGGCACGACGAGGAUGCAGAGCUACAGGCUGCCUUACACCAGUCCCGCCAAGAGUAUGACUUUAUGCAGCAAGCUGGGCCACGAUACGAGAGGGGUGGCGGAUCUGGAGCUGCUUCUGGAUCUAUAAGUGGUGGUGUUGGAGGCAGUGGUGGACCACAGCCUUCGAUGUUCAGAAGGAGUCAGUCACAAGUCCCCGAGAGGGUUAGGGACUACCACCUAGGUUUGAGCAGUGCUCCACGACAGCAAAGGAUUGAUACCGGCCCAUGGACUGUCAAGGGGAGGACAUCAAGAGAGCUUCUAGGGAGGGCAUGGGCGAAGGCGUGCCAUGCUGUCGGUAUUCCCGGUCGGAAAGUCGAUGACCCAUACUUUAAAGCUGCGAUCGUGGAGACCCAGAAACAAGGUGUUGGAAUCAAAAUACCAUCAGGGAGGGAGAUAGAUGGAAAAUAUUUGGAUGAGAAUGUGAAGGAGAUAGAGAAAGAGAUAGAGAAGUGGAAGAACGAGUGGGAUGAAUGUGGAGUCACGAUCAUGUGUGAUUCAUGGACGGGGCCUAUGCGUAAUUCGGUCAUUAAUUUCUUGGUGUAUAGCGGUGGCACCAUGUAUUUCUUGAAGUCCAUCAAUGCGUCCGACAAAAUACAGGACCAUCAAUACUUGUUGAAAGAGAUACGAGCAGUGGUCAUGAAAGUGGAGCCUCACAAUGUGGUUCAGCUUGUCACGGAUAAUGGUUCGAACUACAAAAAAGCCUGCAAAAUUCUCUGUCACGAGUUCCCUACCAUUGCAUGGCAGCCUUGCCUUGCCCAUACCAUCAACCUUAUGCUGAAGGACAUAGGGAAGUGGCCGGAGCAUGAUGCUUGUAUUCGAAGCGCGCAACGAAUUUGCAGCUGGCUCUACAACUCCAACAGUUUACACAGCAUGAUGAGGGAAGCCAUCGGUGGAGAGUUGGUCAACUGGAAUGUAACAAGAUUUGGGACCAACUACAUGUUCCUUGAAAGCAUGUAUAAGAAGAAGGACCAGUUCAUGACAUGGUUAGUGUCACCUGAGUUCCGACGGUCCCGCCACUUCAAAAGUGAAACUGGAAGGUACAUUUACGAAUGCAUCACAAGUCUUGAAUGGUGGGCGAAUAUGGAGUAUGUGAUCAAUGAUGUUGAGCCUCUGUACAUGUUUUUGAGAUUUGCUGACACAGACAAGACACCUAAUUUGAGUGAGGUGACAAUGGAGUAUCAAAACAUGAGGCAGACAUAUGCCAGCAAGUUCAGCAGUGACUACCCCCGGUUUGAAAAGAUCAUGGCUGUGAUAGAUGCAAGGAUGACCACAGUGAUGUCAGGCACAUAUAUGGCCACUGCUUGUGCUCUUAACCCUUAUGUGCAGUACAGUUUGGGCACAUCACAGAAAGUCAUGGCAGUAAUGCGCAAUGGCCUGGAGAAAAUGUUGGAUACUAAUUCAGCAGCAAUUGCAUUGCAAGAAUUUGAAAUAUUCAUGAUGAAGCAAGGUGAGUUCUCUAGUGACAUUGCUAGGCGAAUGGCCAUUGACCGGAAAACUUCACCAGCUGCUUGGUUGAGCCACCAGAAAUUGGACAAAUUGGUCUUUGUGAACUACAACCCCCGCUUGCGUCUGCAACGUGCUACUAGAGGGGUCGAUCCAUAUGACUAUGAUCCAGUUAGCAGUUUCAUGGAUCUUUCUUUGUACCGGCAGUCAUCAGCAAUUCAAGAUUGGAUGAAGCAAUCAAGGUCCAAUGGAGACCCAGCAUUUGAUGAAGACUCUGACUUCACUGACACUCCAUUGCCGAGCCAGAUGUUCACUGACAUAGGCUCUUCUCAUGGUCACGAUGAAGAUGUGGAGACAUGGGCCGAAGAAACAAUUGGGGACACACAUCUGGGAAAAAGGAAGACUAAGAUUGGUCCCGAAAUGAGAAAAGGGAAGAAACCACGCACUGAGGAGGAGUUAGGUAGUGACGAUACCACACCUGAGCCUAGUGGUGGUGAGGACAUUGGUGAUGAUGAUGAUGAUGAUGAUGAUGAUGAUGAUGAUUCCAGUAGCAGUGAAGGUGAUGGCAAUGAUGGCAACGAAAGUGGUGGUUAUCGUAUAUCUCCUACUAUAAGGUUCACUGGGGAGGAGGCCUUCACCCAUGCAACACAAGAUACAGAUCAUGGAGCACCUACUUCAUAA